UUCUGUACAAGACAAUUUUCAAGUUAAAAUGCUAAAAAUGUUCGUGACUAAAGUGCUUUCCUUUGUAAUUUUCUCCCUAUUUCUUCUUCCACAUUUUGAUUCAGCAUCAGCAGCACCAAGUGUAAUGAUUAAUUCGCAUGGUACAAUUAUUAGUGAGACUGGUGCUGAUUCAACUAACAAUCAGAAUGGUUUCAACGAAGACUCGUUCGAUGAGGUUAAUGUAGGUUUAAAAGUAGGUGCAUUUCUAGGAGGAGUUGCUGUACCUCUACAAGGUGCAGCUCCAAUUCCAGUUACUGCCCCAGGCGCCCCAGGUUUUGUCGCUGUACCUCAAGGUACUGUUGUAGCCAUUCCGGGCGUUCCUGUGCCUCAGCCAGGACAUAUUCGAGUAUCUACUGGUCAAGCACUCAAUGCUAAUCCGACAUCUAUUUUAACGUCAGCAAUAGCUGUUAAUAAACUACCACUUGACAUAAAGCUCCAUGGGGAUUUAAAGGAAGAAGCGGCUGCAAAGGCAACGGUGAUAGAAGAGGAAACCAUCGCUGCUGACAUAUAAUUAAACAUCUUAAAUGGAAUUUUACUUUCAGAGAAUAUUUUAAAUAUAUUUUUUUUCUUUUGGGAUUUUAAGGGACAAUAAUUCUUUUUUUUUUCUCAAGCACCUUUUAAACAAAUAUUGUAAAAAUAAAUUAAAAAAAAUAAAUGUUGUACUCACGCUUUCCGGAA
Messenger RNA from Lutzomyia longipalpis, 717 nucleotides. RefSeq lists its product as uncharacterized. The record is from RefSeq and is a predicted model, not a curated record. The coding region runs from base 29 to 550 and encodes 173 amino acids. NCBI's taxonomy places the organism in Eukaryota, Metazoa, Arthropoda, Insecta, Diptera, Psychodidae. The transcript is spliced from 8 exons.